This is a messenger RNA of Taeniopygia guttata (zebra finch), 12408 nucleotides long. Lineage: Eukaryota; Metazoa; Chordata; Aves; Passeriformes; Estrildidae. The record is from RefSeq and is a predicted model, not a curated record.
UACUUUUUCUCUAAAGCUUAAUAUUAUGUGAGAAUCCCUACAACUUUGAUGGACAUUCUGUUACACCAUGAUAAGGUUUGAAAAAGGACCUCUUCUACUGUAAAAUCCUUGAACCUACUGUGUCACCCAGUCUCAAUUUUGUUUUGGGCAAAAUAUGCAGUAUGGGCACUAUUUUGGUUUAGAUGUUCCCAAAGCUGUAAAAUUAAAGAAAUCAAAUAAUUGGAUGCAAAAUAAUCUUACAACACUUGAUUUACCAUUUUAUUUGUAAGGAUUAUUGUUAAUUACAAAGUGCAUCACAAGCAUCACUUAAUUUUUACAGAAAUCACCCUAUGUGAUGAUGAAAAAUGAAAAAUUCUUUGGUUUUGAAGCCUUUAUUUUAGGGUCUCGCCUUAAAAUUUCUUCAAGGGGUUUCUUUGUUCAGCCACCCCAAAUUCAUUAUUUGUUAUGGGAGUUGCUGAAGGUUAAACUUGGUGUGAGCAUUUGAAGGAUUUAAAAGCACAGCAUCCUGUAGAUGAAAUAGAGCAAUAAAAAAUUACAUGAUUACUGAAUCAAUAUUAUAGUUUCCUGUAUGCUGAAUUCCUUCAUUUAUGGCGAAAAAUGAUUGUCUGUUGACUUCUUAUCUUCUGCAAAUAUCACACCUGUUUUUUCACCCCUCCUCUUGGCUCCUCCCUUUGAAUUCCCCUGUGACAGAAACAAUUGCCCCAGUCGGUAUUAUAAAAAGCUGAGGUUCCAGUCAAGCUCCCAUUCACCCACCUUAGCCACCAUGGGGCUAAGAGCGGCCAGCCUCCUCCUCCUCUGGCUGGCUCUUUCCUCUGCUAAUGAAAUAAAAAAAGGAAGGACAAGAAGCCAUGGCCACUAUGUCUGUAGCACUUGGGGAAACCACCAUUUCAAAACUUUUGAUGGAGACAUCUACCAAUUCCCUGGCGUUUGCGAGUAUAAUUUUGUUUCUGACUGCCGAGAGGCUUACAAGGAAUUCUCUGUCCACAUCCAGCGUGCUCUCAACAGCAAUGGCCAUCCUGAGAUCCAGUAUAUUCUGGUGAAAAUCAAGGAUAUAAUGGUCUACCUCAAACCCAACCUGGUUGUGGUGGAUGGGCGGAUUGUGAAGACACCUUACUACACCUCUGGUGUCCUCAUUGAGAGCAAUGAAAUUUACAGCAAGAUUUAUGCCAAAUUAGGCUUGAUUCUGAUGUGGAACCAGCAGGAUGCCCUGAUGGUGGAGCUGGACAACAAAUUUAAUAACCAUACCUGUGGUCUCUGUGGGGAUUACAAUGGCAUUCAAAUCUACAAUGAGUUCAUCAAGGGAGAUGCAAGCUACAACUCAAUUACAUAUGGGAAUAUGCAGAAGAUCAGCAAACCCAAUGCCAAAUGUGAAGAUCCAGAUGAAACGCAGGCUCUUCCAAGCUGUAAUGAGCAUCGUGACGAGUGUCAGAGGUUGCUGACUUCCCCUGCGUUUGCUGAUUGUCGGCUGCGUCUUAAUUUGGAAAUGUACAUCCAAGCCUGCAUGCAGGACAAAUGUGCCUGUAAUGGGAAGGAUGACACCUUCUGCCUCUGCAGCACCAUCUCCGAGUAUUCCCGCCAGUGCUCUCACGCAGGCGGCCGCCCAGGAGAAUGGAGGACACAGAACUUUUGCCCCAAGACCUGUCCUGCUACCAUGGUCUAUAGAGAAAGCAGCUCACCCUGCAUGGAUACGUGCUCACACUUGCAGAUCAGCAGCCUUUGUGAGGAGCAUUACAUGGAUGGCUGUUUCUGCCCUGAAGGAACUGUGUAUGAUGAUAUCAGUGAAAAAGGCUGCAUCCCUGUUAGCCAGUGCCACUGCAAACACGGUGGAAAGGCGUAUGCACCAGGAGAAAGCAUUUCCAAAGAAUGUGAAGAAUGCACCUGUAAUUCAGGCAGAUGGACCUGCAAAGAUUUACCCUGUCCAGGCACAUGCUCAGUGCAAGGAGGUUCCCAUUUUACCACCUUUGAUGGGAAGAAAUACACCUUCCAUGGUGACUGCUACUAUGUGUUGGCCAAGGGUACUGCAAAUGAGAGUUAUGCUCUCCUGGCAGAGCUGGCUCCCUGUGGCUCCACAGACAAGCAGACCUGCUUGAAGACUGUUGUGCUGUUAGUGGAUAACAAAAAGAAUGUGGUGGUUUUCAGAUCAGAUGGCAGCGUGCUCCUGAAUGAGAUGACAGUGAAUGUGCCUCAUGUGUCAAGCAGCUUCUCAGUAUUCAAGCCAUCUUCCAACUACUUUAUUGUACAAACUCCUUUUGGGCUUCAGAUGCAGAUCCAACUGUUUCGAGUCAUGCAGCUGUUUGUGACUGUGGAUCAAUCAGUUAAAGGAAAACUUCAAGGUCUUUGUGGAAACUUCAAUGGAAUGGAAGGUGAUGACUUCAGAACAACCAGCGGGCUGAUUGAGGCUACAGGGUCUGCCUUUGCUAACACAUGGAAAGCUCAGUCCACUUGCACAGACCAGGUAGAAAAGCUGGAAGACCCCUGCAGUCUCAGCAUUGAAAGUGCAAAUUAUGCUGAGCAUUGGUGUUCUCUGCUGAAAAACCCAGAGGGUCCUUUUGCAAGAUGUCACUCAGCCGUUGAUCCUUCAGAAUACUAUAAGAAAUGUAAAUAUGACACCUGCCUCUGUGAAGACAACGAAGAAUGUUUGUGUGCUGUCCUGUCCUCUUACUCAAGAGCCUGUGCUUUCAAAGGGGUCAUACUGGGAGGCUGGAGAAAGAGUGUCUGCAGCAGUGAAGCAUCUUCUUGCCCAGGAAAUCAAGUCUUCCUUUACAACCUUACAAUGUGCCAGCAAACCUGUCGCUCCCUUGCUGAUGGUGAAAAGUAUUGCUUGCAAGACUUUGCUCCUGUGGACGGCUGUGGUUGCCCACCCAAUACAUACUUGGAUAACCAGGAUAACUGUGUGCCCAUCUCCCAGUGCCCAUGUUAUUACAAGGGAUCAUACCUGGAAUCUGGGGAAUAUUUCACAAAAGAUGGAGAACGCUGUGUUUGCCGAAAUGCAAAGAUCCAGUGCACUUCAGUGAAAAUAAGAAUGAAAAGUGAAAAAGAAUGUUCUUCUAGCAAGACAUACUUUGACUGCAAUGCAUCCUCAAAGUGGACUUCGCAAACACCUCUACAGCUUAGCUGUCAUACUCCUCAAACUGAUCAUUUCCAGACAGAGUGUGUCUCAGGCUGUGUGUGCCCUGAAGGUCUAUUUGAUGAUGGCAGAGGGGGCUGUGUUGAACAAAAAGAUUGCCCAUGCAUUCACAACAAUGAGUGGUAUUCUUCUGGAGACAAGAUAAAAGUGGACUGCAACACCUGCACCUGCCAGAAAGGGGUUUGGAAAUGCACUGAUGACAUGUGCUAUGGGACUUGCAUGAUAUAUGGAAGUGGCCAUUAUAACACUUUCGAUGGGAAAUUCUAUGACUUUGAUGGGAGCUGUGAAUAUGUGGCUACUCAGGACUUCUGCGGUGACAAAAAUUCCAGCGGCUCAUUCAGUAUCAUCACAGAGAACGUCCCUUGUGGAACUACAGGAGUUACCUGCUCAAAGGCUAUCAAAAUGUUCCUAGGGAAAACUGAACUGAAAUUGGAGAACAAAGAGUACAAAGAAAUUCAGCGAGAUGUUGGUGAUGAUGUGCAGUAUUGGAACAGGACAGUUGGCCUGUACCUGGUUAUUGAGGCUAGCAAUGGUGUGACGCUGAUCUGGGACAAAAAGACUACUGUUUUCAUCAAGCUGAGCCCUGAUUACAAGGGCAAAGUGUGUGGUCUGUGUGGCAACUUUGAUGACAAGGCAAACAAUGACUUUACAACAAGGAGUGGACUGCUGGACAGUAAUCCUCUGAAUUUUGGAAAUUCCUGGAAACAAUCUCCCAUGUGCCCAGAUGUCACAGAAGAGAUUAAGCCCUGUGAUCUGAAACCACACCGGAAGUCCUGGGCAGAGAAAGAAUGCAGUAUCAUCCAGAGCGAAGUCUUCAAAAUUUGUCAUUCCAAGGUAGACCCACUUCCUUACUAUGAGGCUUGUGUUCAUGAUGCCUGCUCCUGUGACACUGGUGGGGACUGCGAGUGUUUCUGCUCUGCGGUUGCAGCGUAUGCCCAAGAGUGCAUCAAGGCUGAGGCCUGUGUUUUCUGGAGAACUCCUGAUAUCUGCCCAAUAUUCUGUGACUACUACAACCCUCGUAAUGAGUGUGACUGGCACUACGAGCCUUGUGGCAGUAAUAUCACAACCUGCAGGAUGAUCAAUAAUGUCAGCACCAACUUUACAAUACCACUGCUGGAAGGUUGCUACCCCAGAUGCCCUAAUGACAAGCCUAUUUAUAAUGAAGAGACAAAGCAAUGUGUGACUGAAGAACAAUGUGGAUGUUACCUUGAAGAUGGAACCUAUGUACCUCCUGGGCAAGAAGUACCCUCAAAAGAAAACUGUACAAUAUGGUAUAUAAAAAUUACUUUCAGUAAUUCACGAAAUAAUGUCUGCGUCUCGUCAGGAUACAUAGAGUGUAAACCAGUCUCAGGAUGUCCUUGUGUCAUCAAUGGAACAAGUUAUGAAGUGGAUGCUACUGUGGGAGUAGUACAGGAUGGAGACACAUGUAUAAGAUACGUUUGUGCAGAAAAUGGCUCUGUAGUUCCUACUGAAGUCUAUCCUUGUCCAGCAUCUUCACCUACAACCAUUUCAACCUUCUCCCCUUCCACUACUCUUACCACCACCACCACCACCACCACAGCUUCCACUACAAGCCGUCCAGUAACUACAACUCCAUGCAUAAUCACAGAACUAAUCUGUGAUUGGACUGAGUGGUUUGAUGUUAGUAAACCUGAAGAAGGUGGUGGUGACUAUGAAACAUAUGAUGAAAUAAGAAAACACGGACACGAAAUAUGUACAGCUCCUGAAGAAAUUGAAUGCAGGGCUAAGGAUAAACCUGAUAUGACCUUAGAACAACUUGGUCAGAAAGUAGAGUGUAAUGUUAAAUAUGGGCUAAUCUGUAAAAAUGAUGAGCAAGAUAUAACUAUGUGGCCACUUUGCUAUAAUUAUGAAAUAAGAGUAAACUGUUGUGAGUGGCAACAAAUUCCUUGUGAGCCUACAAUUACACCUACUAUACCACCAACUUCAACUUCAACCACCACCCAGACAACAAUAACCAGCAGUACUACAACCAGGACUUCAACAGAAAUUAUCACCUUGCCCAUACACAGCCAUUCCACAACAUCUCCACCCACACCAAGCACACCAAAAUCAACAGCCACUACCUUGCCGACUGAGACUCCGACCAGCACCCCGACAACAACAACCACUGGACCACCAACACCCACCUCAACUACUUCAAGCACAUCCUCACCAACACCAACAUACACCACCACAACAACAAUUCCAGGUCUCGGCCAGCUACCCCAUGCACAGCUUCUGUUGACUUCCUAUAGAUUCCCACUGAUGCCUUUGUGCCUUUGUCUGUUUUCUCUGUCCCUGAUGUUUCUAACAGUAACACCCAGUGCGCCAUCUUCUACAUCAGAAGUGACACCCACUUCCACGUCACCAGAGACUCUCAGCACCACCACCACCACCACCACAACCACCACCACCACCAGACCAACGACGACACCAACAACUGUUACACCAACCAUCACAACUCCUAUAAACUGUUCCUGCACCUGGUCGGAAUGGUUCGAUGUGACUUACCCAGAUGGCUCUGACAGGAACAGUGGUGACUACGAAACCUUUGAGAACAUUUGGAAGCAUUACCCCUCCUGGGAGUGUGCGAAAGUUGAAAAUAUUUCCUGCCGAGCAGAGAAAUUCCCUAGCUCUUCCAUUGCAGAUUUAGGGCAGAAAGUGGAAUGUAACGUUAACGUAGGGCUCAUCUGUAACAAUAAAGAUCAGCAGAUUGGAGGUAUAAUACCGAUGCCAGUCUGCCUCAACUACGAGAUCAGUGUCUGCUGCACCCCCAACAGACCAGAGUGUCUUCCAACUCCAAGCACCACGAGCACCACAACUUCCACAGCUUCACCCACAACAAGCAGUGUGUCCUCUCCAAUAUCAACCACCGCUCCAACGACAACAGCAGAGACUCACAUCUCUACCACCACCACCACCACGAUGCCCCCCAGCAGCACCACCACUAGUGGCAGCACCUCACAGACAACAACAACUGCUCCUGUCUCAACAACACCCGUUUCAACUACUUCAAGCACAUCAAUGCCCACACCAACCUACACCACCACCACAUCAACUUCAGGCACAACUCCACCCCCAUCAAGCACACCAAUAUCGACAACCACUACCUCACCCCCGGAGACUACCACCACCACCACCAGCCCUCCAAGCUCAACAACAACAACCACAGCAAUGGUUACUGGAUCACCAACAACCAUCUCAACUCCUGGAAGUAUGUUCCCAGCAGUAGUAAUUCCCACCAAAUUACUCUGCAUCUCACUACAAAACCAUCAAAUAAUUAUCUGGUCCUGUUGCACACCUCCAUCCACACCAAGCACAACAUCCAGGACAUCAGAAUCGCCAACCUCUCACUUGCCAUCAGAGACUCCCACCACCACUGCCAGCACCACAAUGCCCCCCAGCAGCACCACCAGUAUCAGCACUCCGAGCACAACUGUUACUGAAUCACCAACACCCACCUCAACUACUCCAAGCACAUCCACGCCCACACCAACAUACACCAUCACCACGACUCCAGGCACAUCUCCAUCCACACUGAGCACAACAGAAUCCACAACCACUACCCCGCCGCCGGAGACUACCCCCUCCACCACCAGCCCUCCAAGCACAACAACCACUGGUCCUGAAUCAACAACAACCAUCUCAACUUCUCCAAUCUCAUUGAUGCCUUUGUGCCUUUGUCUGUUUUCUCUGUCUCUGCUGUUUCCAACAGCCCCACCUCCGAGCACACCAGGUACACCAACUACUCCCACUCCGACAACAUCUGAAACUCCCAACAUCACUUCCAGCACCACAAUGCCCCCCAGCAGCACCACCAGCAUCAGCACCCCUAGGACAACAACAACAACUGUUAGUGGCUCAUCAACAACCUUCUCAACUACUUCAAGCACAUCCACACCAAUAUCAGGAUAUACGACCACCGUACCAACUCCAGGUUCUUCUGCCUUGUCUGAUCUUGUGUCCUCUUGCUUAGAGAGUAAUGAAGAUCUGUUAGCACUUCCAUUUGUGCUUCAAUAUAGAAUUGGGGAUGGGUGUCUCGGCCAGCUACCCCAUGCACAGCUUCUGUUGACUUCCUAUAGAUUCCCACUGAUGCCUUUGUGCCUUUGUCUGUUUUCUCUGUCCCUGAUGUUUCUAACAGUAACACCCAGUGCGCCAUCUUCUACAUCAGAAGUGACACCCACUUCCACGUCACCAGAGACUCUCAGCACCACCACCACCACCACCACAACCACCACCACCACCAGACCAACGACGACACCAACAACUGUUACACCAACCAUCACAACUCCUAUAAACUGUUCCUGCACCUGGUCGGAAUGGUUCGAUGUGACUUACCCAGAUGGCUCUGACAGGAACAGUGGUGACUACGAAACCUUUGAGAACAUUUGGAAGCAUUACCCCUCCUGGGAGUGUGCGAAAGUUGAGAAUAUUUCCUGCCGAGCAGAGAAAUUCCCUAGCUCUUCCAUUGCAGAUUUAGGGCAGAAAGUGGAAUGUAACGUUAACGUAGGGCUCAUCUGUAACAAUAAAGAUCAGCAGAUUGGAGGUAUAAUACCGAUGCCAGUCUGCCUCAACUACGAGAUCAGUGUCUGCUGCACCCCCAACAGACCAGAGUGUCUUCCAACUCCAAGCACCACGAGCACCACAACUUCCACAGCUUCACCCACAACAAGCAGUGUGUCCUCUCCAAUAUCAACCACCGCUCCAACGACAACAGCAGAGACUCACAUCUCUACCACCACCACCACCACGAUGCCCCCCAGCAGCACCACCACUAGUGGCAGCACCUCACAGACAACAACAACUGCUCCUGUCUCAACAACACCCGUUUCAACUACUUCAAGCACAUCAACGCCCACACCAACCUACACCACCACCACAUCAACUUCAGGCACAACUCCAUCCACACCGAGCACAUCAUCCACUACACCAGAAUUGCCCACCACCUCAUCGGAGACUCCCAGUACCACAACCACCACCACCACCACCAGCAGCUCUCCGGGUACAACCACAACUCCUACUGGUUCACCAACACCCACCUCAACUACUUCAAGCACCUCCUCUCCCACACCAACCUACACCAUCACCCUAUCAACUCCAGGCACAUCUCCAUCCACACUGAGCACAACAGAAUCCACAACCACUACCCCGCCGCCGGAGACUACCCCCUCCACCACCAACCCUCCAAGCACAACAACCACUGGUCCUGAAUCAACAACAACCAUCUCAACUUCUCCAAGCACGUCUCCAUCCACACCAAACACACCAGUAUUGACAAGCACUACCUCGCCGCCAGAGACUACCACCACCACCAGCACCCCGAUGAGCACAACCACUGUUACUGGACCACCGACUUCCACCUCAACUACUUCAAGCACAUCCUCACCAACACCAACAUACACCACCACCACACCAACUCCAGGCACAUCUCCAUCCACACUGAGCACAACAGAAUCCACAACCACUACCCCGCCGCCGGAGACUACCCCCUCCACCGCCAGCCCUCCAAGCACAACAACCACUGGUCCUGAAUCAACAACAACCAUCUCAACUUCUCCAAGCACGUCUCCAUCCACACCAAACACACCAGUAUUGACAAGCACUACCUCGCCGCCAGAGACUACCACCACCACCAGCACCCCGAUGAGCACAACCACUGUUACUGGACCACCGACUUCCACCUCAACUACUUCAAGCACAUCCUCACCAACACCAACAUACACCACCACCACACCAACUCCAGGCACAUCUCCAUCCACCCUGGGCACACCAAAUUCGACAACCACUACCUCACUGCCGGAGACUACCACCUCCACCACCAGCCCUCCAAGCACAACCACCACUGUUCCAACUACCACCAGUGUUCCAAUUAACAUCAGAACCCCGACGACUCCACCCAUUGAACCAAUAAAGACAUCUGAACCAGAGACGACACCAAGCACUCCAGUUACUCCUUCAACUGCCCCACUGCUGACAACAAGAAUGACUGAAAUAAGUACAGUGUCUACUGCAAGCACCACUAGCCAACAGUCAACAUCACCAGUGUCAACAAGCCCAGUGACAACUACCACCUCUGAAGUCACUGAAGCAUUAUCAACCACCAUGACCACCACUUCCAGCCCUACACCCUCAAGAUCCAGCAGCACCACGCCAGUAACAGAAACACCUAUCCAUGAGACCACUACCACAAGGACCACAAGCCCUCCAAUAGGAUUCCCUACAACUUCCACCCCUGGCACCACCUCAACCUCCGGACCAAGCAGCCCUACAGGAACACAACCAGUGUCAACAACCCCAUUCACUGGAACAGAGUCAACCACCAAGACAACCACUUCAGGUCCCACACCCUCAGUGUCCACUCCAUCUACCACCACAGUAGGAACAGAAAGAAGUACUCCAACGACAACCUCUGCAACUGUUACUACUCCAACAACAUCACCUACAUCAACCAGCCCCGUGUCAACCACCACCUCUGGUACAACUCCAACACAAAGCUUUACCACCACUUCAGGAACCACUUUUAGUAGUUUUAUCACAAUCAACGCAACAACCACCAUGUCCACCACCUUCAAAACCCUUCCUGUCUCAACUACUACAUCUGGGCCUACUGCAACAUCAACUGCAGUCACCACUACAGGCAGCUCUACACACAGUACAACUCUUCCAGUUAAUGUCUCUAGUUCAACUACAGCUCUAACACCAACCACUGCUAAAAAAACUUGUACUAUUUUCCCUAAUGUAACUCAUGAGGAAGGUGACUCAUGGAUACUCUGUAACUGCACUAAGAUUAUAUGUAUAGAAGACAACAUUUUCCAUGUGAUUCCAAUAAUCUGCAAUCCACCCCCGAAACCCACUUGUGCCAAUGGACUGUCUCCUGUGCCAGUCAUGGAUGAGGAUGGAUGCUGUUGGCACUGGGAGUGUGAUUGUUACUGCACUGGCUGGGGAGAUCCACAUUACAUGACUUUUGAUGGACUGUACUACAGCUAUCAGGGGAAUUGUACAUAUGUCCUUGUGGAAGAGAUCAAUAAGAAAGUUGACAACUUUGGUGUCUACAUUGAUAACUACCAUUGUGAUACACGGGAUCCAGUGUCAUGUCCUCGAACGCUCAUUGUGAGACAUGAGACUCAGGAAGUGAGACUAACAACAGUACAACCAAAUACUCUACAAGUAGAGGUGACAGUAAACAACCAGCUUGUGGCUUUGCCUUAUAAGAAGUUUGGUGUGAGCGUCUAUGAGUCAGGCAUAAAUCGUGUUGUGGAAAUUCCUGAGCUGAAAAUGAACGUGACCUACAAUGGCUUGUCCUUUUCUAUCAGAAUGCCCUACAGCCUGUUUGGCAACAAUACCCAGGGACAGUGUGGUACUUGCAAUAACAACACGGCAGAUGACUGCAUGCUGCCAAAUGGAAACAUUGCAGAAAACUGUGAAACCAUGGCAGAUCAUUGGCAAGUUGUUGAUCCUUCUAAACCACAGUGCUCUCCAGGCCUAGUUCCUCCAGGUUCACCUAGCACAACACCAGCACAGCCUUGCAAAGAAUCUUCCAUCUGUGAGCUACUUUUGGGAAGUGUGUUCAAGCCAUGCCAUGCAUUUGUCCAGCCUGAGAAGUACUAUGCAGCAUGUGUUUUUGAUAGCUGUGUACUUCCCAACCUAGACCUGGAAUGCUCAAGUCUGCAGAUCUAUGCUGCCACCUGUGCUGACCAAGGUGCAUGCAUUGACUGGAGAAAACACACCAGUGGUGUAUGCUCUUACGAAUGUCCUUCAGGUAAAGAAUACAGAGCAUGUGGUCCUAUUAAACAGAUGACCUGCAAGUCAAGAGGACAGAAUGAGACAUCAACUAAACAAGCAGAAGGCUGUUUCUGUCCUAAUGGAACUAUGCUGUAUGACUCUGGUGUGGAUGUCUGCGUGAAAACCUGUGGUUGUGUUGGAGUGGAUAAGAUACCAAGAGAGUUUGGGGAAAAGUUUACAGUGGACUGUCAGGACUGUAUUUGCCUGGAAGGUGAACAUGGUAUUGUAUGUGAGCCUCAUGUAUGUGACCAAAAGAAGGUCACUUGUGAUGGAGAAGGCUUCUAUGAGGUCACUGAAGUCAAUCCUAAGGACUCCUGCUGCCCUCUUUUCACUUGCAAAUGCAAUACAAGCUUGUGCACAUCUAAAGCCCCCAAGUGCUCACUGGGAUUUGAAGUUCAUUCUUAUAUUCCCAGUGGUCAGUGCUGUCCUGCAUACCAGUGUGUUCCCAAGGGGGUGUGCGUACAUGAGAGUGCUGAGUUCUUGCCCAACUCCUCAGUCUUUGUUGACAAGUGUCAGAAUUGUGUCUGCACAAAUGAUGUUAAUGUCAGCACUCAACUGAAUAUCAUCUCCUGUGAACAUGUCCCCUGCAACACAAAAUGUCAACCAGGAUAUGAACUUAAACCAGUGAAAGGUGAAUGCUGUGGAAAAUGUGUGCAGACCAAGUGUAUUAUACACACAGUAGAAAAUUCUGAACUCAUCUUGAGUCCUGGAGACUUUAAAAAUGAUCCUCACAACAACUGCACUAUUUAUAGCUGUGUAGAGAUUCAUGACCAGCUUGUCGCUUCGACAUCUGAGAUUACCUGUCCAGCAUUCAAUGAGGAUAGCUGCAAACCUGGAACUAUUUCAUUCUUACCUAACGGUUGUUGCAGAACCUGUGCCCCUCUGGAUAGUCGCACACCGUGCUCUGUGCGCCACAGAAAUGACUUUAUUGUCUACAAUGGCUGCCGCUCUGUGGACAGAGUUGACAUGACUGAAUGUGAAGGAACAUGUGGAACCUUCUCGCUAUACUCUGCUGAGGCCAAUUCUAUGGACCACAGCUGCUCCUGCUGCAGAGAAACAAGCACCACUGAGAAGCACGUGGUUCUGAAAUGCCCCGGUGGGCACUCAGUGUCACACAAGUACAUCUACGUGGACAGCUGCGGCUGUCAAGACACUGAAUGCCAGCCCACAGUCCAGUGAGCUGCAGAACAAUGAAGAAAAUGACAAGGCGAGCACCCCGAACCGGAUCAAGAGAGCCAUCAGCUUAACAUCAAAAUGAAGGCAAAAAAACCCUGACACCAUUAACUAAAAGGACUGUGAACCAUUCUUAGCUUCCUUGACUACUUUUGUACUUUACUUUUCCCAGUAAAUGCAUCCUGUUUGUUCUCUAAUUAAUUGUGCCCUAUUUAUUUGUGCACAAAAUAAGAGCACAAAUUUGUAUUCUUACAAGUGCACAACCUCUUUGUUAAUUUCCAAAUCUUCUUAUUUUUCUCUGCAUUAUUAAAAGCACAUCUCAAAAA